AUGAACUUACGCCGUGCCUACACGGCGCCUCCGUUCCUCUUCGCCGCUGCCUACAUCGUUGCGCAGGUGCGGCCAGGAUUUCUUAGUCCAGGGAGCCCGCGACUCGCCCACGGGAGCCUCCGGCAGGCAUCUUCGUCUGCUGGAUUGCCGGAGAACGUGGUGGAUGUGGCUCCCAUCUUCCAUAGGAUCGCUGCAGCAUGGCCGGAGGGCACCCUUGUGCAGGUGGGGGCCUGCGAUGGUGACUUUGGGGAGGAGCCGAGCUCGAACGAUCCUGUUCAACGCCUGCUUUUGCAGGAACCUUCCAUGCGGGCCUUGCUGGUGGAGGCAAAUCCUGCGGUGUUCGACACGCUGCGCGGCAAGGUGGAGAAUCGCUUUACUGGUGGUCGCGUGACCGCAGCGAACGUAGCCGUGACCGCCGGCACUUGCACCGCAGCGUCCUUCUUCGUCGUCUCGCCAAAGUUUGCAGAGGACUAUCCGAGGAAAGCCUUCCAUUGGGCUUGCUUUCAACUCGGUUCCAUGGACUGCCAGCACGUGGCAAAGCACCAUGUGCAUGUCGGUUUGAGCCAGGAGGAGUUUGCCAAAUACAUCGAGGAGAUCUCUGUUCCCAGCCGCACGCCGAGCGAGCUGCUCAGCGAAGUGUCGCUGCGGCCCGAAGAUGUCAGCAUUCUGGCAGUCGAUGCUGAGGGCUUCGACGAUGCCAUCGUACGUGCGUUCUUGGAGCUCCCAGGUUUCCAGCCGAGGCUGAUCACGUUCGAGGUUGCCCACAUGCAUGCGGCUGGGAAGGAGCAGAUGUGUCUCCUUCUGGCCGCGCGAGGCUAUAGCACUGCCUGGGCCAGCACUGACAUGAGUAUGAACGGGCGUGGUGACCUCGUCGCCUGGCAGUGA
This is a messenger RNA of Symbiodinium sp. CCMP2592, 885 nucleotides long. Lineage: Eukaryota; Dinophyceae; Suessiales; Symbiodiniaceae. The record is from the annotation of a GenBank genome assembly.